AUGACCGAGCACGGCUCGCAGCAGCCUCAUCCUGCAUACUGCGAGGAGUACAGCGAGGAGAACCAGGCAACUGUGCCUGAGACAAAGCAGUCCGCCAAUGUCGCAUCCAAGUCAGAUGCCGGAAAGUUGAGAAUUAUCCGCGAUGAGCAGAGCGACUCAGGCUAUUCAAGUCAUACCCAUAGCGCACAAACCUCCUCACUAGAUUCAAAAUUGGAGGUGACUCAGUCUGCUGCCGUCAACCCUUCCAACCAUGAACCAGCCCCAGCCCCAGCGCAAAAGAAACCAGGAGCGAGUCGAGCGACAAGCCCAGUGAAGCAUACGUUGAAGAGAACAGAGUCGAAAAGCCGAAGAGAUGGACCCUCACGGAAAAAAGAUAGUCAUUGCGACAAAUGCGCUCACGAAGCGCGAAGAGCAGCUAUGCCACACGAUGCAUAUCGACCGGGAAAUUAUGCCAUCCCACCACCAAGGCAACGAACGCCAGCACCACCAUCACCUCAAGCAAGAAGGAUGCCUCCUGCGGUCAUUCUACCACCUCCACAGCCACGCCCCAGAGCAGCGACUUCUUCACGGGCUGCUCGACCAAUCAGCUUUCAUGCUGGAGCCAUGAGUGAGCCCAUGUUCAUGGCGCAACCCACCUUCAUUGUUGAUCGACAACCACCACCAAGCCAACCUGCAUAUCCUUUCCCACCACCAUCUUAUCCUCCACAUCCAGCUUACCUCCAAGCUGCUCCGCUUCCACAAGCACCUCCACCUCCACCUCCACCUCCGCCACCCCCACCGCCUCAAGAGUUCUACGUUCCAGUCUCUAUAGACUAUGGAGGGGCACCACCUCCAGCUAGACCUAGGCCUCGAAAAUGGACGUCGGAGCAUGGCCGCCCACGGCCUCAGACAAUGUACUACACCAGCCCUCCAAUUCUGGAAUACGCUGAGCCAAGGCGUCAAACUCCCGACCCAGUAUCACAGCCUCUUCACAGGCAAGUAUCCCGUCGCGGUCGCCGUGAGACCCUUCGCGAGCCACGACUGUCACCAGACGACGACUCACAGAGAAUGCCACCGCCACCGCCCCCAGCCCCUCCUCCUAGAUUGGAUACAAGAUCACGUCAUGAGCAGCGCCCGAACAUACGGCACGCAGUCACAUCUGCGAAUGCGUACGCAGACCUACAGCUUCGAGGAGGCGGUCGCGAGGGAAUAGAAUCUCCCGUCAGGUCCCGCGACUCCCGCAAAGCGCCAUACGAAGAACAAUCACGCUCACGUCGACCAUCUUUAGCCAGACCCUCAAGAACAAGUGACGAAAAGGUAGUCAGCUUCAAUCAGUUUCAGCAUGAUCCGGCUCGCAUAGACUCGGAGCCUGGCAAUACUAAGUCUCGUCGUAGGUCGUCAGUGUAUGGACAUGAAAGCCUGCAUGAUCUCGAGGGCUCUAUAGAAGCCUACCAGCAAGCUCGAGGAAACUCUCGCCCAACUGAAAACGUUGCUACGAAUCACGACGACGUCGCACGUCUGGUCCGAAAGAAAACAAACACUGACAGUGAGGCUGGCAGUCGGGUAAGCGCCCACAGCCGAGGAAGUCGAGGUAGUCGAGGUAGUCGUGAAGGCAGCGAUGGCAAGGAUUCUAAGGCACUAGAUCGCCGAACCAGCAACGACGUCAACGCGCGCAAUGAAAAUGAUCGCUUCGCACUUCGCUUCAACCCUGAAGGCAUCAAUGUCAAGAUGCAAGCCGGCAUGGAGGGACGUGCCAUCAACCUUAGAAAGAGCAAGGAAGGCGACGGCGAUAUGGAACUGAGUAUCGAGUCUCGUGCUAGCCUUGAGGCUGCUCGCGGACGGCACACAAGUAGCAGCCGACCAGCGUUGAGAGAGAAGAGUCGCAAACGAUAUUCAAUUGUCGAUGGGCAAGGUGCCGUGAAGGAGAUCGAGGCAACAGCCUAUGAUGCAUCGCGAUCUGCUAGUAUAGCACGCGUCAAUUCCCGAGAAGAGGCUGGACCAAGGAUUCUUGGGGAGAGGAUCAUCACCACAACGAGGAGCAGGAGGAGCAGCAGGUACGGCUAUGAUGGACAGGAGAGGUACCAGCGACGAGACUGA
Bacidia gigantensis is the source of this 2076-nucleotide messenger RNA. RefSeq lists its product as uncharacterized. Lineage: Eukaryota; Fungi; Ascomycota; Lecanoromycetes; Lecanorales; Ramalinaceae. Bases 1 to 2076 code for a protein of 691 amino acids. The transcript has a single exon. The record is from RefSeq and is a predicted model, not a curated record.